Messenger RNA from Rhopalosiphum maidis (corn leaf aphid), 1563 nucleotides. RefSeq lists its product as uncharacterized. The record is from RefSeq and is a predicted model, not a curated record. Lineage: Eukaryota; Metazoa; Arthropoda; Insecta; Hemiptera; Aphididae. The transcript is spliced from 3 exons. Bases 88 to 1563 code for a protein of 491 amino acids.
UAAGAAGGUAGUGAUGCUAUUAAAUGUGUUUGGUGCAAUUACUGUUGUACAAGGACAAUCUGUCCAAUUUAAACGUUAAUAUACCAAAUGUUUUUUUCGAUAUGGUGGAUACUGAUCAUCGAUUGUAUGGUGGAAUUCAAAAUCGUUUAUGGAACCGAACGGAUAAUAAUAACGGUGCCGGUGCACAUAAAAAAGAUGCACCAUACGAAAAUGAUUUACAAGAUCAUCGAUAAACCCGUUCCCGCUGAAACCGCCUCGACGCUGUCAACGGAUCGAGUGCGCUACCGUGAGGGACCCGCGCCGCCCGACGCGCCUAACGGGACGCACGGUGACGAGAACCAAACGGUAGCGUCGACUUUCAGGUACCACGAACGCGGUCACGGACCCGCCGACCAUCACGGUCGCGGUUAUGACGGAAAUCACCCUCACGGCCGUCUGCGCGACGGAGAUCCCUCGAAAUUGUCGAGCGCACACGGUGCGCGAAUCGAAGGUGCCCUGCACAAGCACUACGGCGACGCCGUCACCGGCCGCGGACCGCACCGCCACGUCGACUCGUACACGACGUACGGCUCCAACACAAACGGUGCGAGCUUGCACCAUCCCCAGCACCACGUGCACGGCCCGCGUCACCGUGUGCGCGGACACUACGCCACCGACGUGUGGUACGGCAAGCAGGCCGGCGAUGAAGAAGACGUUAAGCACGCAGUCGGUGAUCACGUGCGCGGCCACUCUGUCCAAGCGAUGCACGGACACUUUGGCAGCAUGUUGCGCACGGCGGGCGAUCACGAGCACGGUGACGUGCGCUUCAGCUAUCUCAAGCCCGCGCACGUCGGAGCUCACAGUCACUCGCACUUUGGCGACUAUCGACACGUGCGCGUCGGCGACCACAGGCACGUCGGCGAUUCCAAAAACGGCUGGCACUUUGGCCGUCAAAAUGUCAAACACUUUGGCGGCCACUCGCUCGGGCAGUUCGGCGAUUCCGCGCACGGAAACUUUGGAAGUCUGUGGAGCGCGCCAGACCCGACCGGUCCGGGUUUCCGGGGUCAAAACCAAGGCAGCCGACCGACCGGGCACCCGGAACCGCAACAGCACAGUGACGACCUGCACAGGGACGCCGCCAAGUUCGGUGCCAUCGACACCGGCGGCGCACGCGAUCAAUACGGACACGGUGUAGUCGACACGGUGUCGCCCGGACCGAACGCUGCUUAUAGCUACCUCGGCGAGUACGGAUUUCCGAAGUCGCUGCACGAUCACCAAUUCGGUAAACCCGUUUAUGGUCACCGCGAUACGGGCGGUUACCAAGUACAGGAAAACGUAGCAGAUUUCAACGGAUUGAUUUCGAUCGCCAUUCCGCCACCGCAUCCUGCCACCACGUCACACGCAUUCCAGACCGGAUACAACUAUCCUUCUCCGGCGUCGGGUAUCGGCGGCAGUAACACCGCGAUGCCGCCGACCGUCAACAACGUUUACUACACGCUCGAUCCCGUCGUGCCCUACGACGACAUAGCACUUCGACCGCAGCGGCGAACCGCUCGACGGCGUUGCGUGGAAAAUAUGAAAUAG